Molecule: messenger RNA, 1953 nt
Organism: Coffea eugenioides
Lineage: Eukaryota; Viridiplantae; Streptophyta; Magnoliopsida; Gentianales; Rubiaceae
Product: GPCR-type G protein COLD1
Exons: 14
Coding region: 257-1663 (468 amino acids)
Biological process (GO): response to abscisic acid
Cellular component (GO): membrane
Molecular function (GO): abscisic acid binding
Source: RefSeq, a predicted model, not a curated record
AGGGGGGAUUCGAAGAGAGAGAGAGAGGGAGAGAGAGAGCGAAUUUAGAUUCGGUGCGGUGAAGCAGAAGAGAAAUUUUGAGCAGGAAUACUUAGAACACAAAAUCAAACAGAAGACAAGACGAGUGUCGUCAGUUCUGUGGUAAUGCCAAGUUAGUAUAUUGGUUUGGAGAGUAAACAGUAGUGCAGUGCAGUAACUGGGGCUGGUGCUGGUAGAGGCAAAGGGAUUGAUCAAUUUUUGAAGGGAAGGCAAAGGGAUGGGAUGGGGCAUGGUGAUAUGCGAGGGAGUAGUGGCGGUUGGAUCGUUGGUGCUGUUGGGGUGGGCUGGACUGUGGUUCCUGAACCGCCGGCUGUACAAGGAGUACGAAGAGAAGAGGACAUUGGUUCAGAUCAUUUUCAGCGUGGUCUUUGCCUUCUCCUGUAAUCUCUUUCAGCUCGUCCUCUUCGAGAUCAUUCCCCUUCUAUCUAGGGAGGCCAGGUGGAUCAAUUGGAAGGUUGACUUGUUUUGCUUGAUCAUGUUACUGGUUUUCAUGCUACCUUAUUAUCAUUGUUAUUUGAUGCUUUGCAACAAUGGUUUGAGAAAGGAACGGGCUGCACUUGGUGCAAUCUUAUUCUUGUUUGCUUUCCUCUAUGCUUUUUGGCGCAUGGGCAUCCACUUUCCUAUGCCUUCACCUGAUAAAGGUUUCUUCACCAUGCCUCAGCUGGUGAGUAGAAUUGGGGUAAUUGGUGUCACUGUUAUGGCUGUCCUUUCUGGUUUUGGAGCUGUAAACUUGCCAUACAGUUAUUUGUCUCUCUUCAUUAGAGAGAUUGAGGAAUCAGAGAUUAAGGCUCUGGAAAGACAACUUAUGCAGUCAAUUGAGACUUGCAUUGCAAAGAAAAAGAAGAUUAUUCUCUGUCAAAUGGAGAUGGAAAGAAUACAAGGGUCAGAAGAGAAAUUAAAGGCUAGAUCCAUCCUAAAGAGAAUUGUGGGAACAGUUGUUCGAUCAGUUCAAGAAGACCAAACAGAACAAGAUAUCAAAGGCAUGGAAGCAGAAGUACAAGCCCUGGAAGAGCUCUCAAAACAGCUGUUUUUGGAAAUCUAUGAGCUUCGUCAAGCUAAGGAGGCUGCUGCUUAUUCUCGAACAUGGAAGGGUCACAUGCAGAACCUUUUGGGCUAUGCAUUGUCGGUGUAUUGUGUGUAUAAAAUGAUAAAGUCCUUGCAAAGUGUUGUCUUCAAGGAGGCUGGUUCGAUUGAUCCUGUGACCUUGACAAUCAGCAUAUUUCUACAGUAUUUUGAUAUAGGUAUCAAUGCCACAUUAUUAUCUCAGUACAUAUCGUUAUUGUUCAUAGGAAUGUUGAUCGUAAUAUCAGUACGGGGAUUCCUAACUAACUUGAUGAAGUUCUUCUUUGCGGUUUCUAGAGUUGGGAGUGGAUCAUCAAGCAAUGUUGUACUCUUCCUAUCAGAAAUUAUGGGAAUGUAUUUUGUGUCUUCAAUUCUUUUGAUAAGAAAAAGCCUUGCAACUGAAUACAGGACAAUUAUUACCGACAUUUUGGGUGGUGACAUUCAAUUUGACUUUUACCACCGGUGGUUCGAUGCUAUAUUUGUGGCCAGCGCAUUCCUUUCAUUGCUUCUGCUUUCAGCUCAUUAUACAUCUCGUCAGGCUGAUAAGCACCCAAUUGAUUAACGUGCUUCAUAGUCUUCUGCAGCUUUUGUGUGGCCGAAUCACGAACUCUUGACAAUAUUUGUACUAGUGGUGCUGUAUUUCCCUAUUUUCAGAACGGUGCUAUUUUCAUUGAAAUAUGUGUGGCUUGCGUUUGAAACUCGGUACUUCCUGAGGCUGCAUAUCCAACUCCAUGAACUGGUAUUUUAUUUUAUUUCAGAUUAAUGUAAUUAGAAGAAUAUACGGCUAUCAACUGCACAUACAGAAAAUAUGUAAAAUAUGCAUUUGUCCAAAAGCAACAAACGUUUUAGUAA